AUGCAGACGAUCUUUACGUGCGUUCGGCCACGACGUGCCGAGAUGCCCCUAAGCGCGAUACCUGAGACGUCCUCUGAGUGCUCGGCGGACACAGCCGACUCAGAGUCGUUCAAAGGCACCGAUCUUUCGCUGAACACACGACAGUGCUCCGGCGACACCUGGAACUCAGGCAAGAGUGGAAAGAGCUGCGAUUCCACGCGCAGCAAGACUGACCGAAUCAUCAAGGAGCAUCGGAAGAAGCUCUUGAAAGAAGGAGUGGCCAUUGCCAAGUUCCUGGAGAAGAACGGUUUCAAAAGGGUCGAUGUGAACUGCCCGAAGCCUGUGCUGUGGUGCCUGAGGGGCACUUAUCCACUGCACGAGGCUGUGAGCCAGAACAACGCAGCGAUGGUAUCCCUGUUGCUGCGCUAUGGCGCAGACCCUACGGCAAAGGACACAUUGGGCUACACCGCUUACCAGAGGGCCAAGGCGGCUGGGUACCACGAGGUGGUUCGUGAGUUCCAAGGACAUCACCACUGCAGCGACAAGACUGCACGUGGAGCUGCCCUGUCCGUCCUAGAGAGGCUCUCCCCGCCAGGAUUCGAGGACUUCUUUGCAGCACUCGAGCGGGAUCCGCUCGUCCGUCGACGACUGGUUGGGCUGGCAGAGAAGUGA
Messenger RNA from Symbiodinium sp. CCMP2592, 651 nucleotides. The record is from the annotation of a GenBank genome assembly. Lineage: Eukaryota; Dinophyceae; Suessiales; Symbiodiniaceae.